Molecule: messenger RNA, 2798 nt
Organism: Ceratotherium simum simum (southern white rhinoceros)
Lineage: Eukaryota; Metazoa; Chordata; Mammalia; Perissodactyla; Rhinocerotidae
Gene: IL31RA
Product: interleukin 31 receptor A
Molecular function (GO): protein binding
Source: RefSeq, a predicted model, not a curated record
AUGGGACCCGGGGAACUGUGCUGGGCCCCCGAGAAGGGGUCCCUGCCGCUGGGAGCUCGGGCAGGCAGCGUCCAGCCUGCCUGCGUUAACUUGAGGACAAUGGGGGCCUGGGCACUGUGGAUGCUGCUUCUGCUGUGCAAAAUCAGUCUGGCGGUUCUGCCAGCUAAGCCUGAGAACAUUUCUUGCAUCUUCUACUAUAAGAAAAAUUUUACUUGCACCUGGAGUCCAGAGAAAGAAGCCAAUGAUACAUGGUACAUAGUUAAGAGAACUUACUGUUAUGGACGUAAAAGUGAUCAUUGUACUACUGGUAAUUCUACAAGUACAAAUCGUACCUCAUGCUCUUUCUAUCCUCCAACAAUAACAAUACCAGACAUUUACACCAUUCAAGUGGAAGCUCAAAAUGCAGAUGGUAUAAUUAAAUCUGAUACGACAAAAUGGAUAUUAGCUACCAUAGUAAAAACCGAACCACCUGAGAUUUACAGUGUGAAACCAGUUUUGGGCGUCAAACGAAUGGUUCAAAUAAAAUGGAAAAGGCCUGUGUUGGCACCUGCUUCAACUACUUUAAAGUACAUGCUUCGAUUCAGAACAGUAAAUAGUGCCCACUGGAUGGAAAUCAACUUCAAAGAAUAUUUCUUUGGACAUGCAACAUACAACCUCAUGGGGCUGCAGGCUUUUACGGAAUAUGUCGUAGCUCUGCAGUGUGUGGCUGAGAAGUCGAUGUUCUGGAGUGGCUGGAGCCAAGAAAAAAUGGGAACAACUGAAGAAGAAGCUCCACAUGGCCUGGAUCUGUGGAGAGUCCUGAGACCAGCCAUGGUGGAUGGAAGAAGGCCAGUGCAGUUGUUGUGGAAGAAGGCAAGAGAAGCCCCGGUCCUGGAGAAAACGCUUGGCUACAACAUAUGGUAUUUUCCAGAAAACAACACUAACCUCACAGAGACAAGGAACACCACUAACCAGCAGCUUGAUCUGUAUCUGGGAGGCAAGACCUAUUGGGUGUCUGUGAUUUCUUAUAAUUCUCUGGGGGAGUCUCCGGUGGCCACCUUGAGGAUUCCAGCUAUUGAUGAAAAGCCAUUUCAGUGCAUUGAGGCCAUGCAGGCCUGCCUGACUCAGGACCAGCUGGUGGUGGAGUGGCAAAGCUCUGCUCCAGAGGUGGACACAUGGAUGGUUGAGUGGUGUCCAGAUUUGGACUCAGAGCCCUCCGACUUUUCCUGGGAAUCUGUGUCUUGGGCCAGGAACUGGACAAUCCAGCAAGAUGAAUUAAAACCUUUCUGGUGCUAUAACAUCUCUGUGUAUCCAAUGUUGGGAGACCGAGUGGGCGAACCGUAUUCCAUCCAGGCUUAUGUCAAAGAAGGCGUUCCAUCAGCAGGUCCUGUGACCAAGGCAGAGAACAUUGGUGUGAAGACAGUUACAAUCACAUGGAAAGAGAUUCCCAAGAGUCAAAGAAAUGGUUUCAUCAGCAACUACACCAUAUUUUACCAAGCUGAAGAUGGAGAGGAAUUCUCCAAGACAGUCAACUCCAGCAUCCUGCAGUAUGGCCUGGAGUCCCUGACAAGAACGACCUCUUACACUGUUCAGGUCAUGGCCAGCACCAGUGCUGGGGGAACCAACAGCACCAGGAUUAACUUCAAGACAUUGUCAAUUAGUGUCCUUGAGAUUUUCCUUAUAACUUCUCUGGUUGGAGGAGGCCUUCUUAUUCUCAUCAUCCCGAUGGUGGCAUAUGGUCUCAAAAAACCCAACAAAUUGAAGCACCUAUGUUGGCCUGAUGUCCCCAACCCUGCCGAAAGCAGUAUAGCCACAUGGCAUGGAAAUGAUUUCAAGGCUAAGAUAAAUGUGAAGGAAUUUGAUGAGUCUGUGAACACGGACGAAGAGAGGAUUCUAAAACCAUGUUCUGCCCCCAGUGACCUUAUUGACAAGUUAGUGGUGAAUAUUGAGAAUUUUCUGGAAGAGGUUUCCACAGAGGAACCUGGAAAGGGUCAGGAAAACAUUUUGGGAGGGGAAAAGAAUGAGUAUGUGACCUCUCCCUAUAGACCUUAUUGCCCCUCUGGGAAAAAUUUCAAGGAACCCUCCAUUUCAACUGAGAUUCCAUCUGGAAAAUCCCAAUACCUGUGUUCUGGAAUGCCAGAAGGGAACUGCUCAGAAGCCAAAGAGCAACUUCUCUCUUCUGCUUCAAGUUUAGGGCCAGACCAUCUCUGUGAGGAAAGAGCACCAAAUCCAUAUUUGAAAAAUUCGGUAACAACCAGAGAAUUUCUCGUGUCUGAAAAACUUCCAGACCAAACCGAGAGAGAAGUCUAGAUGCCACCAUGGCUUGAAUCUCUCUGCAUCUCAGUGAGAGUGACUCUUACAGAGAGAGGAUAUCAAGACUUGGCCAGAAGAGCUUCCUUGGCUGCCUUCCCAUCCUGCUUGUAUUAGAGAAAGUCUGGCAUGCCCCUGGGUUGAGCUUGGUUGGCACAGAUAUAUAACUUGCCUGAGAAGAAGAAGGGAUGAUGAUAAGACUGAGUGCAUUGCAGAGGAAAACCAAUUUGUUUGCUUUUGUUCAGAUAGUAAGCUCUCACUGAGGCCUCUGAUAGAUUGACUUGGAGGGACAGUGGACCCCUGAGGUGGAUAUAUCUCGCCUUCCCUAGGAAUUGGGUCAUGGUCACAGCCUUUGCUGGAGCUACACCUCAGAGUUCCCUGAUGCCAGAGGACAUUUAUUUAGUUGGCACUUGGGUGAUCUGGUGGGAAGGGAGAGUCUCCUUUCACUUUGGCCUCUCCUAAGCUCUGGGCUCUCCCUCUGAGGUAGACCUGACAUCUUACUUUUGAGA